Hyphopichia burtonii NRRL Y-1933 is the source of this 2589-nucleotide messenger RNA. RefSeq names its product Zn(II)2Cys6 transcription factor domain-containing protein. Gene Ontology annotation, biological process: regulation of DNA-templated transcription. Gene Ontology annotation, molecular function: DNA-binding transcription factor activity, RNA polymerase II-specific; zinc ion binding. The coding region runs from base 1 to 2589 and encodes 862 amino acids. Lineage: Eukaryota; Fungi; Ascomycota; Pichiomycetes; Serinales; Debaryomycetaceae. The record is from RefSeq and is a predicted model, not a curated record. The transcript has a single exon.
AUGACUCCACUUUCGCCCACGAUUCUUUUGAAUAAAGAUACUCUUGGUUAUAAGAUGAAUAAUUCUGCUAAUGGAACCAGUUCCAAAAAUCCAACAAAAAAACGUAAAUCAAAUAUAAGGGCUUGUGACGCUUGUGCUAUUAGGAAAACUAGAUGUGAAGAACAAAGACCUUGCUCCCAUUGUAUAAAUAACGGUUUAGAAUGUACCCAAUUAAGAGAACGUAAAAAAUCUGGACCUAAAAAUUUAAGAAAGAAAACUUUAGACUCCAUUAAUAAUUUGAGAGAAAAUACAAUUAUUGAAAGACCUAGCUUACUGAAUAAUCAUUCAAAUGAUCAUUUGAGUAAUGAAGAGUUGGCUAGGCCAACUUUGUCAACGUCUACUUCAAAUAGCUCCAGAUCACAUUCUUUUAAAGAGAUACAGGAGCUGCAACAACAACUGCAGCAACAACAACAACAACAACCAGUAAUCCAUAGCACUUUGGUGACUCCAACCGUUUUAUCGGAAAUCUUAAACCUUGCUAAUCAUCCAAGUUUAAUCAAAGUUUUAAAACCGUUAACUGUACCUUCUUUAUUGAAUAAUAUUGAUAAAUUGAAUGAGUUUAUACAAUAUAAUUUCCACAAUAAAAUUAAUGAUUUAAAUGAGUUUAAUUCUAAUGAUCCAAUUUUUUCAUCAAAAUUAUUAGCUAUAUUAACACUUUGUUUAUUAAUUAUUGAAAAUAUUAUAAAAUUUAAUUAUUUUAAUUAUCAAAAUUUUCAAAUUUUUAAUAAUGAUAUCUUUAAAUUAAAAAAUUUUGUUUUUUUCUUACAAAAUAAAAUUAUUGAUACAUUCACCUUAAUUAAUAAAAAUUUAAUUUUCCCAACUAAUGAUAUUAAUAAUGAAGAUCAAUUAAAUACUUUGAAUCAUUUUCAAAUUAAUUACAAUCAGUCGAUUAGUUCGUUUCAUUUAUUUAACUAUUAUCAAAUUACAAGUUCAUUUAACAAUAAUCCAAAAUUUAAAGAUCAACAAAAGUUGAUUUAUUUAAGAAAUGCAAUAAGUUAUUAUCAAUUAAUCGAAAUACCAGUGAAAAAUGAUUUAAAUUUAAUCCAAUUAUAUGAAUUAUAUCAAUCAUUAUUUAAUUUAGAAAAAUUGAAUCAUUUAUUAGAUUAUAAUUUAUUUAUUAAAAAUAAUCAUUUAAUACUAAAUACUUGGAAUCAAGAAGUCAUUUCCAUUUCAAGUAAUGAAAUAAAAGAUAAUUUGGUUUCAAAUUUAUUUAAAUUAAUUAAUAAUUCAUUAAUUGAUGAUGAUUUAUUUAAUAAUAAUCAAGUUUCUAAAAUAUCAAAAUUUUUAAAUAUUAACAUUAAAAAUUUAAUUGGAUCUUCAAAUGGUAAUUUGCUAAGUUAUUUAAAAUUGAAAAAUUAUUUAAGUUAUUUGAAACAAAAUGAUCAAUUAUCAACUGAAGAAUCAAUCUUAAUUAUUAUUAAAAAUAUCAUUCUAUUUAAGUCUUUAUUAAUUCAUUCGAAUGAUUUUAAUUAUGAUUUUUUCUUAAAUGAAUUAAUUUUAAUAAUAAAUGAAUUAAACAACUUAUUGAGUUCCUUAUUAUUAUUAACAACAAAUGAAGAUAAUUUUAAUAAUCAAAAAAAUGAUGAUGGCGUUAUUUUGAAAAUUCAAUUAUCAAAUUAUCAAUUAUUACCUCAUUUAUUACAAAUAUUAAAAAUUUAUCUUGAUUUAAAAAAUCUAUCAAAUAUUGCUAAAAAUGAUAUCAUUAUUACUUUUUCAAAUCAUUUAACCCAAUUUUUCAUUACUUUCACUAAUUCAAAUAAAUUAAUCAAAUCAGAUCCUUUGUUAAAUGAAUGGUUUAUCACUUUGAAUAAAAUAAAUUUUGAAAAUCAAACGUUUUUAGACAAUCUAUUAGAUGACUUGGAAAAAUCAGUUAAAUCUAUUGCUAAACCUGCACCUCCUCCAGUUGUUCCUGCUGCUCCUGCCACUUCAGCUGCUCCUGCCACUGUUCCGGCUACCGCCACCACCCCUGUUGCUCCAACCAUGGCUCCUCCUCCUGCUACGGUUCCUGCUACCAGUACUGCUCCACUCAAACGUGAAAGCUCACUAUCUAAUGAUAGCGAAAGUAAUGAUGAGAGUAAUGAUGAAGAUGAUGGAUUUCUAUCUCUUUCAACGAACAAAUCAAAAGUUAAUCCUCCUCCUGCAGUUACUGCAAGAUUAGCAGUGGAAAAUAAAAAUAAAAAACAAAUGCCUCCUCCUUCAGUUCAUCAUCACCUAUUAAACAAUAGUGGAAGUCAUACCUCUUUGGUUCCUAGAAACUCUUCUUCAAUCACUUCCUUGUUAACUUUUAAUAAUAAUAUUAAUAACGAUAGUAUCAAAGAAGAAGAUAUUAACCUAAAUCUUUCCUUAAGUGAAAGUACCAAAAACUUAUACAAUUUAUUCAAUCAAAUCACUGAUGAUUUAACUACUACUUCCGCUAAUAAUAGUUUAACAAAUUUAUUUCAAUUCAAUACCAUGUCCUCUUCUUCGGCUAAUCUUAAUAAUAUCCUUUCUGGCAACAAUCCUCCGUCCAACAAUGCCAAUAGUGACAAGUCAAACCAUUUUUCUUUAUAG